UUGACGACCCUUUUCUUCCAUUAGCUGUGAAAAUUAUACCAGCGCUGCCCAUAAUCGCCUUCCCAAACACACCGUCUCCGAGUAUAAAGAUCGUCCAGCAGGAGCGGCAGAGCACACAGCGAAUUCAGCGAGCGACCCGUGCAGCCAUCGCCUCCGUCUCCUCAAAUCUUUGGCCAGCAUUUUUGUCAGGGCAACAAUGGCCGACGAAGUUCAGGCGCUCACCAAGGCCUUCUCAGGUCUGGGAGGCCUGGGCGUGGACGAGCCGACGAUGGUGGCGGCGCUGGCGAACUGGCGGAGGCAGCCGGAGAAGCGGUCCGGGUUCCGGAGGAGCUUCCCGGGGCUGUUCAAGGAGCAGGGCGUGAUCGAGCGGUGCGAGGACGAGUACAUGCUGCGCCUGGCCGCCGAGUUCUCCCGCUUCAAGAACCUCAUGGUGCUGUGGGCGAUGCACCCGUGGGAGCGCGACGCCCGCCUCGCGCACCACGUCCUCCACCAGGCCCACCCGGCCGCCAUCCUCGUGGAGGUCGCCUGCACCCGCUCCGCCGAGGAGCUCCUCGGCGCGCGCAAGGCCUACAUGGCGCUCUUCCACCACUCCCUCGAGGAGGACGUCGCCUACCGCGCCAAGGACAAGCCCUACUGCAGCCUGCUGGUGGGGCUGGUGAGCGCGUACCGGUACGAAGGGCCCAAGGUGAGCGACGACACGGCCAAGGCGGAGGCCAAGGCGCUGGGCGCGGCGGUGAAGGGCGCCGCCGGCGGCAGGCUGGUGGAGAACGAGGAGGUGGUCAGGAUCCUCACCACCAGGAGCAAGCCGCACCUCGUCCAGACCUUCAAGUACUACAAGGAGCUGCACGGCAAGCACAUCCAGGAGGAUCUGGGAAGCGAGGAGGCUCUGAGGGAGGCCGUGCGGUGCCUGGCGACGCCGGAGAGGUACUUCAGCCAGGUGAUGGCGGCGGCGCUGAGGGAGGGCGCGGACCACCACGGCAAGGAGGCCCUGGCGCGGGUGGCGGUGACGCGGUCGGACGUGGACAUGGACGCCAUCCGGGCGGCCUACCAGGAGCAGUUCGGGGCCAAGCUCGAGGACGCCGUCGCCGGCAGCGCGCACGGCCACUUCAAGGACGCGCUCGUCUCCCUCAUCGUCGGCAAGUAAACCAUACGAUACAACAUUAUUACGGACGCGGAGGGCGGUGGCGAUGGCGCGCCGGCCGAGCGUGUGUUUUUCUUCCUGGUUAUCUCAUUUCGCGUGUGUGUUUGUAUGUUGAUGAAUCGUUGUCGAGCGGGGCGUGUAAGGGUGCUUAGGCCUUGUACAAUGACAAAUGCUUAGAGGGGUUUUUAGAAAAAUAAACCGAGAUUUUUUGAAGCACCGGUGCCUAUUUUUACAGGAGAGACGCUUAGUUAAGCGUUAGAGAAACGCUUAGUUAAGCGUUUAUCCUGUACAAAUAAGCACCGAUGUUUAAGAAAAGUCUGAUUUAUUUUUGUAAGCACCUUCCCUAAGCAUCUCUCAUUGUACAAGGCCUUAGAGAGAUGUUUAAAAAAUAAAUUGGGUUUUUCUGAAGCAUCGGUGCCUAAUUCUAUGGAAAAGACGCUUAAACGCUUAAUUAAACAUCUAUUCUGUACAAAUAAUCACCGGUGCUUAAGAAACAUCCGGUUUAUUUGUCUAAGUACUUUUUCUAAGCAUCUUCCAUUGUAAAAGACCUAACAUUUGCAGCUGAGGUCGUGUAAUACGGCUGAUCGGGGAUCAAAUAAAGUUAAGCAUUUGGAUC
Triticum urartu is the source of this 1757-nucleotide messenger RNA. It is a transcript of the gene ANNAT4, whose product is annotated as annexin 4. Gene Ontology annotation, cellular component: cytoplasm; plasma membrane. The record is from RefSeq and is a predicted model, not a curated record. Gene Ontology annotation, biological process: response to water deprivation; response to salt stress; response to heat. NCBI's taxonomy places the organism in Eukaryota, Viridiplantae, Streptophyta, Magnoliopsida, Poales, Poaceae. Gene Ontology annotation, molecular function: calcium-dependent phospholipid binding; phosphatidylserine binding; calcium ion binding.